This is a messenger RNA of Ricinus communis (castor bean), 828 nucleotides long. RefSeq names its product transmembrane protein 230. The transcript is spliced from 2 exons. Gene Ontology annotation, cellular component: endomembrane system. Bases 267 to 578 code for a protein of 103 amino acids. Lineage: Eukaryota; Viridiplantae; Streptophyta; Magnoliopsida; Malpighiales; Euphorbiaceae. The record is from RefSeq and is a predicted model, not a curated record.
CCCACCUGCUGCGUGGCGGCACCGGAGUCCUCUUUCUCCUCCUCCCUCUUCUAGAUUUCCUUCUCUUUGAAAAGUCCAUUCCAACUUGCACUCUAAGAAAAGAAAAGCACCCAAACCAAACAAGCCUUAGUAUUAGCCAUCAUCAGCUCAAACCUUCAAUACAGAUUUCGUUCUUUAUCUUUUCAAGAAUCAAUCAGAAGGAAGGAAAAAAAAAAAAAGAUAAAUCUUGCAUAUAUCUGCAACUUUGUGCUUAUAUAAUACAAGUAAUGGCGUAUGUAGACCACGCAUUUUCGAUUACAGACGAUGAUUUAAUGUUAGAGACAUCUUACGUCGUCAAUAAUCGCCCUCCAAUUAAAGAGAUCGCUCUCGCCGUUGCUCUCCUAGUUUUUGGUGUUACCGGCAUCGUUUUAGGCAUUUUCAUGACUGUCAACAGAAUUGGUGGCGAUCGCGCUCACGGGCUGUUCUUUGCGAUUCUUGGGGUGGUAUUGUUUAUACCUGGAUUUUAUUAUACGAGAAUUGCUUAUUAUGCUUAUAAAGGGUACAAAGGCUUCUCUUUCGCCAAUAUACCACCUGUUUAGUGUAUUUGAUGAUGAAGCUGAAGCUAGCUCCAGUUUGCCCCAAUUACUUCUGUACAUAUCUUUCCUUCUCCAGUUGUGGUUUUUCUGUUAAUCUACUUUCUUUAGGUACUUAUGUGUUUUAAAUUGUAAGUGUCUUGAACAAUCAGUUUUUGUUGCUAUAUAGUGAUUUUGUGUAUUAUUAUUACGAUGAGAGAAUUUAGUUUUGUGAUCUUUAACUUUCUUGUCUAUGAUGCAAUAUGUUUUUAAUUCA